AUGCCCAUCGGGGACGAUAAGGAGAAAUUGUCCGCUGACAAACGAAGGUCUAUUUUUUCACCACAAGGGCCCAAGAGUCCAAGAAUCCCAAGCAUUUCGGUGAAAACGCCUGCGCAGAUUUCCGACGACUGUGCUACCCCAUCCAAAGCCACAGUACAGCGCUCAGCUAAAAAUAUGGCUGCUUCAGAUCUAGCGCUAGCCAAAUUCAUUUCGGUUUCUGGCCGCUUAAGCGAAUUUGAGGCUCAGAUCAACACUCCGGAAUUCGCAGCUCCAACCGUCACGAUGCUUGGCGUCCGUCGCGACCAAGUCCGAACCCUAUGGGACAAGGUUGAGAAGGAAUACGAUCUCUGCUCAGAGUGCCUUGUGUCAGCAGGCGAAGCGGCAGCAAGCAACAUGCCUAUUCUCAGGGCUAAAUACAGUUAUUGCUAUUCAGUCUAUGAAAGGUGUGUUGCCCAACUCGUUGAUAAAAUCGAGCAGGGCACCUUUCAGUCCAUCCCAACCGCGAACGCUGCGCCCCAGGCCUACAUUUCCUCUGGCUGUCGGUUGCCUCCAUGCGAUACAUAA
This is a messenger RNA of Drosophila simulans, 564 nucleotides long. RefSeq lists its product as uncharacterized. The transcript has a single exon. The coding region runs from base 1 to 564 and encodes 187 amino acids. Lineage: Eukaryota; Metazoa; Arthropoda; Insecta; Diptera; Drosophilidae. The record is from RefSeq and is a predicted model, not a curated record.